CGGCCCUGCUGGCUCCCACCCUGCUUCAUGGCGGCCGAGGAGAUGCACUGGCCUGUCCCCAUGAAGGCCAUCGGUGCCCAGAACCUGCUGACCAUGCCCGGGGGCGUGGCCAAGGCCGGCUACCUGCACAAGAAGGGCGGCACCCAGCUGCAGCUGCUCAAAUGGCCCCUGCGCUUUGUCAUCAUCCACAAGCGAUGCAUCUACUACUUCAAGACCAGCACCUCCGCCUCCCCGCAGGGUGCCUUCUCCCUCAGCGGCUACAACCGGGUGAUGCGGGCGGCCGAGGAGACCACGUCCAACAACGUCUUCCCCUUCAAGAUCAUCCACAUCAGCAAGAAGCACCGCACCUGGUUCUUCUCAGCUUCCUCAGAGGACGAGCGCAAGAGCUGGAUGGCCUUGCUGCGCAGGGAGAUCGGACACCUCCACGAGAAGAAGGACCUGCCGCUGGACGCCAGCGACUCCAGCUCGGACACAGACAGUUUCUACGGUGCCAUCGAGCGGCCUGUGGACAUCAGCCUCUCUCCAUACCCCACGGACAACGAAGACUACGAGCAGGACGAUGAGGACGACUCGUACUUGGAGCCCGACUCCCCCGAGCCCGGGAAGCCCGAGGGUAGGUGGCCAGAGGUGGGCUGGGGGUGCUUUGGGCAGAGGGCAGGGGCUGGGCGGUCACCCCCUGACGGGCAGAGUUUCAGGAGCUUCUCCUUCGAAAAGCUCAGCUUCCUCACGCAGGCUGACACCUCGCAGGCUGACACCUCGCAGGACGACCCGGGUGGGAAGGACUCUGGGAAGGACUCGGAUGAAGACUAUGAAAAGGUGCCCCUGCCCAGCUCAGUCUUCAUCAACACCACCGAGUCCUACGAGGUGGAGAGGCUGUUCAAAGCCACGAGCCCGCGGGGAGAGCCCCAGGACGGACUCUACUGCAUCCGCAACUCCUCCACCAAGUCCGGGAAGGUUUUGGUCGUGUGGGAUGAAACCUCCAACAAAGUGAGGAACUACCGCAUCUUUGAGAAGGACUCUAAAUUCUACCUGGAGGGCGAGGUCCUGUUUGUGAGCGUGGGCAGCCUGGUGGAGCACUACCACACCCACCCGCUGCCCAGCCACCAGAGCCUGCUGCUGCAGCACCCCUACGGCUACGCGGGGCCCAGGUGACGCCUGCGCCAGAGCUGCUGGCAGAGGUGACCAGGGGCCACCUCCUCAUGCCCAUGAGACUGGCUUGCCUGGGAGGAGGAGCUCUGGAAGGAAGCCUCCCCAGCAGACAUCUGUGGAAUCGGCCAGGCCAGGCCCCACCCAGCAGGCGGAGUCCCUAGAGGGCUGGAGGCUCUCGUAUCCCACCCCGCGUGCCCUGCCGCACUUCCCAGGAGCCCGGGGUCCCUGGACGAAGCCCUGCCUGCGCUUCACGGACAGGAAUUCCGGUCCCCCCAGCGCACCCACCCUGCACGGGGCAGGGGGCUGGGCAGGGCUUGGGCAUUUGGGUGGGGGCAGGGGCUGGCCCCAGGACCCCCAGGAACGCUAAGACUCGGCUCCCGCAGGGGCCUUUGCUGCACAAUAAAGCACAGGUGACCUUUG
Myotis brandtii (Brandt's bat) is the source of this 1569-nucleotide messenger RNA. RefSeq names its product SH3-domain binding protein 2 (gene SH3BP2). The coding region runs from base 28 to 1152 and encodes 374 amino acids. The record is from RefSeq and is a predicted model, not a curated record. Gene Ontology annotation, molecular function: SH3 domain binding. NCBI's taxonomy places the organism in Eukaryota, Metazoa, Chordata, Mammalia, Chiroptera, Vespertilionidae. Gene Ontology annotation, biological process: signal transduction. The transcript is spliced from 12 exons.